CUAAAAGCUGCCUCUCGAGGAUUACAAGUUCACCUUCUACAUUUACGGCUGCUUGUUUACCAUCCAUGUGGUAACCUCUGGACAGCCAGGAAUCCAUUCAUUAUCCCACUGACUGAGCGCGGGAGCAGCGCGGUGCUAACUACUUCACUCAGCUGACGGCAGACAACAAAAGGAGGAAAACGAUGAAUUCGGACAAUUUAACCUCCCAAAGCUUCCUCUCUGCGAUUCACAGCAACACCAGCAAUUUAUUCUCGGGGCUCCAGUUUGUUCAGUCCUUCAAGCCACUCAUCAUCCCCUGCUACUCGCUGGUGGUUUUUAUUGGAGUCAUUGGGAAUUACCUUCUCAUUUAUGUCAUCUGCAAGACAAAAAAAAUGCACAAUGUCACCAACUUUCUGGUAGGCAAUCUGGCUUUCUCAGACAUGCUCAUGUGUGCAACCUGUGUGCCCCUGACCCUGGCCUAUGCUUUUGAGCCCCGGGGUUGGGUUUACGGGCGCUUCAUGUGCUACUUUGUUUUCCUGAUGCAACCUGUCACCGUGUUUGUGUCUGUCUUCACCCUGACUGUCAUAGCUGUGGACAGGUAUUGUGCCACGGUGUACCCGUUCCGCAGGAGGCUCACCAUCCCCAUCUGUGCUUACAUCCUGGCUGCUAUUUGGCUGCUGAGCUGCACUUUGGCUGCCCCAGCCUUGGUCCACACCUACCAUGCAGAGUUCCCGGAGCUGGACUUCUCCAUCUGCGAGGAGUUUUGGUUCCACAUGAAAAGAGAUCGCUUGGCUUAUGCCUACAGCACCCUCAUCAUCACCUAUGUGCUGCCUUUGGCUGUCAUCUCCCUGUCCUACCUGAGGAUCUCAGUCAAGCUGAAGAACCGGGUAGUCCCAGGCAAUGUCACCCAGGGCCAAGCUGAGUGGGACCGUGCCAGGAGGAGAAAGACUUUUCGCUUGCUGGUCUUAGUGGUGGCAGCCUUUGGAGUCUGCUGGCUGCCCCUGCACAUCUUCAACAUGAUAAAGGACAUCGACAUCAGCUUGAUUGACAAGCAGUACUUCAACUUCAUCCAGCUGCUGUGCCACUGGUUUGCAAUGAUGUCUGCUUGUACCAAUGCCUUCCUCUAUGCCUGGCUCCAUGACAGCUUCAGGGGAGAGCUGAAAAAAAUGUUUGCCUGGAGGAAGAAGAAAAUUGGACCCGCUACAAACUGCAUUAUGGCCAGUGUGGUGCUGUAAACGAGAGCUGGUGGGAGUGCA
Poecile atricapillus (Black-capped chickadee) is the source of this 1235-nucleotide messenger RNA. RefSeq names its product prolactin releasing hormone receptor (gene PRLHR). Bases 183 to 1214 code for a protein of 343 amino acids. Gene Ontology annotation, biological process: G protein-coupled receptor signaling pathway. NCBI's taxonomy places the organism in Eukaryota, Metazoa, Chordata, Aves, Passeriformes, Paridae. Gene Ontology annotation, molecular function: neuropeptide binding; neuropeptide Y receptor activity. The record is from RefSeq and is a predicted model, not a curated record. The transcript has a single exon. Gene Ontology annotation, cellular component: neuron projection; plasma membrane.